Messenger RNA from Caenorhabditis angaria, 1694 nucleotides. Lineage: Eukaryota; Metazoa; Nematoda; Chromadorea; Rhabditida; Rhabditidae. The record is from the annotation of a GenBank genome assembly.
AUGCGAUUUCGUUUGUCAAAUAUAUUUAUUAUCUUCCCAUUUAUAUUCACAAUAUUCAUAUUUGUUAAAUUUAAAAACAGUUCAACAAAUUUCGAUGAAAAGGUUAGCCCACUUUAUAAUAAAUUUCUUUAAAAAACCCGAUGAUUUCAGGAAUCUCAAGUGAUAUCAAUACCAAAUGAAUGUGUUUGUGAAUCAAAGAAAACCGGAAAAUUAUACAAUUUUUGUUAUAAUCUUCCAGAAAACAAACAGAAAAGAGGAAAACGAUUUUCGUGUAAAUUUCUCGAUUUUUGGGAAAGAUUUGAAGAAUCAAAAAGUGUAGAUAUAAAAACAGAUCAAAUUCCAAACCCAGUUUUUGUGACUGCAUUUUCGAGUGGAUUUAUUUCGAAUGCUGUUCGAAUGAUUUCUUCAAUCAGAAAAUUGGGAAUAUCUAUGAAAAUUGUUAUUUAUGAUUUAGGAUUAACUCCAGAUGAUAACAAUAUUUUAAAGGUAAAUUUUGAGUAGAAAAUAAUCGCUUUUUAUAAAAAAUUUUGGGAUUAUGAAAAAAAGAAAUGGGUUUAAGAAUGCAUCAUUUUUUGAUUCAGCAAGCUUGCAAUAUCGAAAUUCGAAAAUUCGAUUUUUCAAUAUUUCCGGAAUCAAUGAAAGAACUUCGAGAAUAUCGAUGGAAACCAAUUGUAAUUGCUGAAUGUUUAGCUGAUUUUGGUUCAAUUUGGUAUUUGGAUACAUCAGUUGUUCUAGAAAAAUCAAAUAUUUCUCAUGUUUAUGAUCUAAUAAAUUGUCAAAAAGAAAAUAUUGAAAGGUGAGGUUACUGUAGUUUUAUAGAAGAAAAAAUAUGAGAAUUAUUUUGCAGGCUUCCACUUCUUCCAAGUUUUCAAAGAGAUAUUCGAGAAAAAACAGAAAAACAUGAAGAUGGUUGGAAUAAAGAUAUUUGGUUGAGAAAUUUGAAAGAAUGUCGGAAAAGUUCAUAUUUACUUCAUGGUUAUUCUGGACAUGGAAUACUUUCUGUAACAAAUCCAGGUAUUUUAUUUGUUUAUUUGGAAUUAAGAUAUGGUAGAAAAAUUAGACCCGGAGUUAUUGAAUCGGACAUGAAUAUCCCAUAAAAAUCUGAAUUUCUGAUUCAAAACGAGAGAAAAACUUAUUUUCGGAAUACUAUUCUCAGGUCACGCUGUAAAAUAAAAAUAGAAUCUACUUCAGAAAUGUUAAAAAUAAUAAUUUUACAGAAGUUUAUAAUUGGAUUCCAUCAAAUUUUGAAGAAUUAAGAAAAGAAAAAGCGAAAAUGUAUGAUGCUGGAUUUGUUUAUGCAGUAAAUACAAAAACAAUCAUGUUGGAUAUUAUGAAAUGGUGAGAUUCUGAAGAAAAAAAAACAAACUUCAUUUUGAAAAAUUCGAAUAUUUUUCAGGUAUGUGUUAUGUGCGUUGGAAAAUUCAUGUAUGGGUCCGGAAAAUUCCAGUCUCAUUUGUAGUUUUGAAAAUGAUGAUCGUUUCAAAAAAUAUGCUGAAUGUCAUAGGUUUGUUUUCGUUUAAUGUAAUUUUCAAUGAAUUUCUUUUUUCAGAUAUGAUCAAUCAAUUAUAAAUCUUCUUUUGGCAAAUGCCAAUUUCUACGAUCGUAGAUAUUAUGUCAGCGAAAUUGUUGAUUUUUUUCAUAUCAAACGAAAUGGAAAUUUGAAUGUAAACAAUGAAGAAAUGCAAUGUAUUUAA